UGUGUGUGUGUGUGUGCGUGGCGGGGGGGGGGGUAGCGCAACUCAACGCCAGCCGCCGAGAGACAUAUGUGAUCACUUGCCACAGGGUGCGGCGACAUGAGCCGCUCAGCCAAGACCCGAUCAUUCCUCCACGCAGUCCGAGCAAGAGACCGUGCCAACAAUAACAGCGUCCGAAGGUGACUGGGCCGAUCACGAAAGACUGCAUCACGGGCCUCACAGCCCGCUUCCUUCAGCGAGUACUUAAACUGCUCGAGACGGAACGGAGGAGACAUCGAGGCCCAAUCGCUCGCCUCGCGCAGCUCCUGAAGACGACGAGCAAAGAAGGGUUCCUGGCAAAUUUGCUUCGGCAGCGCACGAUCCGAUGGAGGCUUGGGAGCACGAGCAGCAAUUGCCACAAUCACCGCAGCGUGGUCGGACAUAUUUUCAUCCGCAUCCGUCGCCGCGGGAUCGAGCACCGCAGACGUGACGUAACGCUGGCGCGCCAGCCAGCCCGGCGUCGAGAAGCACACCCUGUCGAUGAUGGCCUCCGAACUCAGGUCGCGGACGAAGUGGGUCGGCUGCUCCCCUUCAAACUCCAGCAUCCUCCCCAGCGCGACGCGCCAGAGCGAGGCGCGCGCGUGGUGCUGGCGCGCCGACCGCCGCGGCGCCAGAGAUGGCGAGCGCAGCAACAGAGUCCGCCUCGGAAAAAAUGAAGCCCCCACUCACGACGACCAGCCUGUCCCGCGGAGCCUCGGCCGCGAAACUCAGCGAGGCGACGAUGUCUGUCGUCAGAAGGAGGAGGAGGAAGAGGAGGACGAGGAGGAGGGGGAGGAGGAGAGAAGGAGCGUAGAUGGCUUUAUCCGCAAGAAAACACACGCAAUCGCAAAGAACCGCGAAAUAAUCGGGCACGGGAGCUGCAGCUACGGGCCCCAGAUCCAAAAUGGAGCCCAGGGGUCCACCAAUGCCGCUGACUCGUAAGCGAACCGCGAAAUCGACGAGGAUGCCUGACCCCAGCACGAGAGGAAGGGGGGCCCCUCUACCAACCAGCCCCCCUGACACGGCUCCGUGAAGCCCGUGAAUCUCGCAAGGCGCUGGCAGUGGCUCUGGGUGCCAGGAACAUGCGCCCAGUCCAGCACGACCUGCAGCCGCACUGCCAGAAGGCGUGCGCGCAAGACUUCGCCAGUGGUGCCGUGCGCACGAGCGCAACGGCCCCAUGCGGAAGGUGCUCAGCCCAGCAAGAGCUCGCCACUCUUGCAGAAGCCGUGCCCGCGAGCUGCAGAUUCCAUGCAGUCCGAAGGUCCUGUCGUCAACGUCAACAUGCCCUCCGCGGAUACAUCAAACGUCAACGCGCACUCCAGGCACUCGGACUGCAGAGCGUCCUCCGUGGGGGUGUCCACGCACCUGAUGCUCCCAGCCCCCUCGGAUGAGCGGCGCCAUGCGCUGAACGACUCGAUCACCUCUCUCUCGCCGCGCAUGACCCACUCCUCGAUGACAGACUUCGUGGUCAGCUGGGCCUCCACGUAGCAAGUUGCCCAUGGCGGGUUCAGCGCGGUCUCUGGGACCGCCUCCGCGAAUUGGCCUCCGGACUGAAGCCGCGGCUCGAGGUCGGAGAUCAUCCGACCUCGGGCGGCCGCCUCCGCGCCACGGAGCGCAUCCUCGAGCACCAUGGUGUCCGCGUCGCGCUCCGCGUCACUGCGGUCAUCGACAGCCCGUGCGGGUGCCGCCAGUGUGGCCGCCGAGGGAGCGAAGGCGGAGGAAGCGGCCGCCUCCGCGCCGCGGAGCGCAUCCUCCAGCAUCAUUGCGUCCGCGUCGCGUUCCGCGGCAGCGCGGUCCGCUGCAGCCCGCGCGGGUGCCGCCAAUGUGGCCGCGGAGGGUGCGAAAGCAGAUCCCGCAACGCCACGGGAGGCGAGGCGGCAAGCACACGCUGCCAGGAUGAGGGCGACAGCCUUGCUGAGCAGCCUGCGCUGCGCCAACAUGUUCAGGGCAAGAAUGAGUUCGUCGGCUGGCGGGAUUCGAAAAAUGCUGACAGUCUGAUUCACGGAUGUGCUGCCUUGAGCCAAGGAAGGCU
This is a messenger RNA of Prorocentrum cordatum, 2047 nucleotides long. Lineage: Eukaryota; Dinophyceae; Prorocentrales; Prorocentraceae. The record is from the annotation of a GenBank genome assembly.